GUCAUCUGUGCCAAGAUGCCUUCCCUCCUUGCUUUAAAAUGUCUGGGGAAAUUGUGCAGCUCUGAGAAAAGCAAAGUUGCCUCAUUUGAAAGAACCAGUACCAGGGGCUCGUACAGAAGGAGACUGAUUGUCGAGGACGUGAGUGUCCCUGGAAGCCCCUGUCCUGCUCCCAGGUGGGCCACCAUCACACACUUGCUCUAUCUGCAUCCUGAGGACCACUGCACGUGUAGGCACUUGUUUAGCAGCUUUGAGCCCCUUGUGGCCCACCCUCAGGACCCUCACCACCCCUCAGAGAAGCCCGUCAUCCACUGCCAUAAAUGUGGGGAGCCAUGCAAGGGUGAAGUGCUUCGGGUCCAGACCAGACAUUUCCACAUCAAAUGCUUCACCUGCAAAGUGUGUGGCUGUGACCUGGCCCAAGGGGGCUUCUUCAUAAAGAACGGGGAGUAUCUCUGCACCCUGGACUACCAGCGGAUGUAUGGGACACGCUGCCAUGGCUGUGGGGAGUUCGUGGAAGGAGAGGUGGUGACUGCUCUGGGCAAGACCUACCAUCCCAACUGCUUUGCUUGUACCAUCUGCAAGCGCCCGUUUCCACCAGGCGACCGAGUCACGUUCAAUGGGAGGGACUGCCUUUGUCAACUCUGUGCACAGCCGAUGUCAUCCAGCCCUAAAGAAACCUCCUGCUCCAGCAACUGUGCUGGCUGCGGAAGAGAUAUCAAGAACGGACAGGCGCUGCUCGCACUGGAUAAGCAGUGGCACUUGGGGUGCUUUAAAUGCAAGUCCUGCGGGAAGGUCCUCACCGGGGAGUACAUCAGCAAGGACGGCGCUCCAUAUUGCGAAAAGGAUUACCAGGGGCUGUUUGGGGUGAAAUGCGAAGCGUGUCACCAGUUUAUCACAGGCAAAGUCCUGGAGGCAGGUGACAAACAUUACCACCCUAGCUGUGCACGAUGCAGCAGAUGCAACCAGAUGUUCACAGAAGGAGAAGAAAUGUAUCUUCAAGGUUCUACCGUUUGGCAUCCCGACUGUAAGCAAUCUACUAAGACAGAGGAAAAACUGCGGCCAACCAGGACUUCCUCCGAAAGUAUUUAUUCUAGACCAGGCUCCAGUAUCCCUGGCUCACCAGGUCAUACCAUCUAUGCAAAAGUAGACAAUGAAAUCCUGGAUUACAAGGAUUUAGCAGCCAUUCCCAAGGUGAAGGCAAUUUAUGACAUUGAGCGUCCGGAUCUUAUUACUUACGAGCCUUUCUACGCUUCAGGCUACGAUGACAAGCAGGAGAGACAGAGUCUUGGAGAGUCUCCAAGGACUUUGUCUCCAACUCCAUCAGCAGAAGGCUACCAGGACGGCCGGGACCGGCUGAUCCACCGGUCCACCAGCCAGGGCUCCAUCGGCUCCCCCGCAUACAGCCGCCACAGCUACACGCCCACCACCUCGCGCUCUCCCCAGCACUUUCACAGGCCUGGCAAUGAGCCGUCCAGCGGCCGGAACUCCCCUCUCCCUUACCGGCCAGACAGCCGCCCUUUAACUCCAACUUACGCUCAGGCCCCUAAACAUUUCCAUGUUCCAGAUCAAGGGAUCAACAUUUACCGAAAACCACCCAUCUACAAACAGCAUGCUGCCUUGGCAGCCCAGAGCAAGUCUGCAGAAGACAUCAUCAAGUUUUCCAAGUUCCCAGCAGCCCAGGCACCAGACCCCAGCGAGAUACCAAAGAUUGAGACGGACCACUGGCCCGGUCCCUCCUCGUUUGCCGCCGUAGGAACUGAUAUGAGACGCAGAUCUAGUGGCAGAGAGGAAGACGAUGAAGAACUUCUGAGACGCCGGCAGCUUCAAGAAGAGCAGUUAAUGAAGCUCAACUCAGGUCUGGGGCAGUUGAUCCUGAAAGAAGAGAUGGAGAAGGAGAGCCGAGAAAGGUCAUCCCUGUCAGCCAGUCGCUAUGAUUCUCCCAUCCACUUAGCUUCACAUGCUCCAUCAUCUAAAACCUCAUCUCUCCCAGGCUAUGGAAGAAACGGGCUUCACCGGCCCGUUUCCACGGACCUUGCUCAGUAUAAUUGCUACGGGGAUGUCAGCGGUGGAGUGCGAGACUACCAGACACUCCCAGAUGGUUACAUGCCGGGGAUGAGAAUGGACCGAGGCGUGUCUAUGCCCAACAUGUUGGAACCAAAGAUAUUUCCAUAUGAAAUGCUCAUGGUGACCAACAGAGGGCGCAACAAAAUCCUAAGAGAUGUGGACAGAACCAGGUUGGAGCGCCAUUUAGCCCCUGAAGUGUUUCGGGAAAUCUUCGGAAUGUCCAUACAGGAGUUUGACAAGUUACCUCUUUGGAGGCGCAAUGACAUGAAGAAAAAAGCAAAACUCUUCUAGGUCCCACAAGUAGACAGCAAUUAGAGAAAGGAAUGACAAUGGCUGUGACACAUAGGGUGUUAUACCAAGGCCCAGACUUGAUUGGAGAAUUUGAAAACCACCAUCACUCAGCAUCAACAAAAAGGGAAAAUCUGAUUAAAUAUGAGCCAACUACUGGGCCAACCAGCAGCAACAUUUGCCAAGAAGCAAAGGGGGUAGAAGUUUCUAUGUUCUCAAACCCCACAGUAGUGUUCACCUGUGACCUUUUUACGUUACCUUAUGCCUGCAACAGGAGCUCCUUUCUUCUUCUGUUUUUGUUUAACUGUUGUCUGACAACAGUGCUGACUGUAAGGAUGAGACAGCAAGUGCCCUUAGGAAGCCACAUGGAAAAAAAGAGCAUAGUAAAAUCCAAAGCAUAAAUAUAUUUAUUGAGUAGCACUGUGGCUAGGAAAGAAGAGUUGGAGGAACAUAUCUGUGGGGCGGCAGCCAUUCUGCACCGGCCUUUCCUUGCUGGCUUGAGCCUCUGCCCAUGCUCUCGGGCAGUGGAAAUCAGCCUCAGUCAGGCCAGCAUGCAGCUUGUUAGCGUGGGCUGAGCAUCAGCAAAAAUUAUCUUUACCAAGCUCCUUGUUCUCUACUGUUGGCUAGGACCUGGUUGGCAAAUGACUUGGCUAUUACUGAAAUUGUUUAAGAAGAGAAAGAAGGAAAAGGAAUGAAAGGAAACCUCGCUUAACUCUUUCUGCUGCUUAAGAUUGUGCUUAAUUCUUCCUCCCCACUAAGGACAAGGGGCUGUCUUGAGCCCCACCUUUGCAAAGAAAGGAAAGGGAAAAGUUGUCUUCAGAGUAGCCAGGUUGCGUGCUGUUAGCUGAUUCUCACAGCCAUUUUUUGCCCAGGUGCCAUACCACUCGUGGCAAAAAAAAAAAAAAAAAGUUCUGUGUCCUCCCAACACAACUUCUACAACUCGGCGUCCUCUGUAUCUGGUAUCCUGUGAAUCAGAUUGAACCCAGUGCUGAUUUUGUUUUUUAACAUCAUUUCAGUAAUAGGUUAAGGCAUGGUUUUCUUUUUUAAAUCUCUGCAACUCCAAAGUAAGUUGCCUCAAAUAGAUUUAAUUGGGCCUUUUGCCUUCUUACCUAGCAUUGUUGACUUCAUGGUUCGGUGUACUUCUUGUUUGUUUUUUUGUUUUAACUUACCUAAGGUAGUUUUGUGAGUCUGCAUGUGAUUUUUAGUCUCACUUCUGCUUGAAUGUUCGUCCCACUGUGCCACAGCUUCUCAGGGACAUUUGUGCAGGUGCCCAUGACCCAAAGAUCAAGAGUGAGGUCAAACUGCCCGCCCCAGUGUCACCCCCUUCUGUGACUUCUAGCAGCCGGCAUGCUCCAUGCACUGGGUAGCCCAGGUUAGCGUCAGACUGUGCAGACCCUGACGUGGGAUCAGGCUGUGUGUGGAGAUGAGAGCAUCGCACUAGAGCCCUCAUACUCUGAAGCGUGAGAUUUAAAUUUGAGCCUUGCAUUUCACCAAAACUUGUGUGUAAGACCACAGGGAUUCCUCAAAGCCUCUCGCCAUGGCUCGGGUGGGCAUGAGUCGGAUGAGGGAUGGUCUCCAACUGUACACACAGGAAGUUAAGUCACAUUUAUUCUCAUGCUUUGGGCUCCGCUUAGGAAUUUAAGCUCUGUUUUAAAGCCAAUGUAGAAAGCAUUUGAAUUCACCUACAUAAGCCACUGAUAAUAAAAGUUCAGAAAUUCUUCACUAGCUGUCUUAAAAGUUCAGGAAUUCUUCACUAGCUGUCUCUCUGAUACCAACUCUGAACCCUGCUGCAGACCUGCAACUUGCAACACACUUCCGUGAGCUGGGUGCUGUAGUAGACACUGUAUUUGCUUUAUAAUAUUCUGCUGGUCUCUUCCUGAAGGAAUCUACAUUUGCUUGUCCUGUCAGUGCUACGCAGUAAAUGUUUGAGGGCUGUUCUCACAAGUGUGUAGGUGUGUGUGGAUGUGUGCAUUGGCCCUACUAAUAUAUUUAGCAAAUGGCUGUGACAGGGUAGAGUUGAGGAGCUGACAGCAGCUCCUCUCUGGUCUGAAGCCAGACUGCAGCUUGCAGUUUUACCCCUUCAAGUAUCAGUUGCCUCUUACUUAUUUGGUAAAUUUGUUCCCAUCUUCCCUCUGACUUCCCCGGCAUUGGCAGCUUCAGCCCAGAGUCUGUGUGUCCUGGUCCUUGCUUGGCUCUGGCAAAGCAAGGGGUCCAUCCUACCCUUCAAGCUCCUUGAGUAUGUGUGAGUGUAGUAUUUUCCCAAUAGUUCCCUACCACAAUCAAUAACAAUGAUGGCUGGGUGGGUCCCAGCACUUUGCUGGCAGGGACUUUUUUUUUUUCAUUAUGGAGAUAAUAAAGGACCCCCAAUGUUUUUCAUCAGUUGAUGAGUUGUGACCCAAGCACACUCUUGCAAAUCAGAUGCCAGUUUUAGAAAAAUGAAACCACUGGGAAAACACGGGCACAAUCAGGUUGGUUUUGCUAAAAUUCCUACCUGUUGGUCUAAGUAAGGAGGGUAUGGUCCUGUCAUAGUAUAGGGAUAUUAGACUGAUAAUAUAUCAUUGCUAAGAUUGCAGUGACAAAGAACUAAACCCUAAAUCUGCUCCCACUAAUGAAAUCUUCAUUUUUCUUGUGUCUUUUGAACUCAUGUCUGCAUCCAGCUUGGGGGUGGGAGGGGGGUGGGGGCUUGUUUCCUUAUCAAGUAUAUUAGCUAAUUUAAAUACCCUAUGUAAAAAUGCAUUGCCAGAAAACGUCAGUGGCCUCCUGUCUGCUGUGCGGAGAGAACAUUAGAUACUAGAAUGCAAAGUGGGCUCCCUAACUUCACUCCCCAGAAGAAGGCUGCAGCUGGGAGGAAGGGUUGUGGGGCAACCUGGUUCUCCUAGGUGCGGAAUUGAAUCUAUGGGCUGCAAUGGCCUUUCUAUUUUAAGUGGGCUCAGCAUGUGUGUCCUCAGAAUGUCCAGGCCACAGUACAGGAGGUCAGUGUUCCCUGCUUUAAACCUGUCCUGACGUAAAAAUUCAGAUUGACACAGUCAAGUUAACAGAGAUUAUCAACUCGAGGAUUUAUAUACAUGGCACGCAUCCCUGGUGUGUAUCUAAAGGGCUACAUUUUUGAGCGUUUGGCUUACUUCACACUGAUUGCAUAAAGUAAAAGGGGCCCAUGUGAGAAUAUGAAAAUCAGUGCUUCCUUUAAAAUUUCUUCCAGAAAAGCCAGGAUAUCACUUAGUCUUCCUGUGUUAUUUAUUAUAUGAUAUGAAGAGCAUUUGGAAGCUUGUACAGACAACUAUGCAUCUGCAUUUUGGUUUGGGGUUAGUUUUGAGGCGUUCUUAAUAUGACUUCUCUGAUAGCUAAAGAUAAACUGCUUGUUCUGUGAAACCUCAAACAGAAAAGUUAGAUUUAAUGGGCAAUAAGGUACAAAAAGAAAAAAAACAACAAGAGAUAGUUAUCUAUCUGUCUUGUGCUCUGGACUCUCCCCGCCCUCCCAGUCCAUCCCAAAAAGUCUGUUGUUUCCAAUUCUCAUCCCAUCCCCCUCAAUCUGGUUCUGUCAGUCAACUCGGAGAAGUCUUAAUGGGAAUGUUUUUAAGACUUUCACCUAAUUUCCUUACAUGUUGGAGCCAACACCUUUUUCUAAAGAAUUGCUUCUCAGAUGAUGUAUUAAAAUAUAUACGCUUUUGCAAGUUUAAAAAAGCCAAACUAACCACUUUUGACUAGGUAGGUCUUUCUAAAAACUAUCUAAAGCAGAUGUGGCGUUAGUGUUCGCUGAAGCGUCGCAGGGGCAGACGACUGCUCCUGGUCGUGUGCUCAGUGGGAGGAAAAUGAACCUGGUGCCAUCAGCCCGUCAGUGCCUCUGAAGCAAGUUCAGUUUUUAUCAGCCACCUCUUCUGUAUGUCUGAUCACCAUUCAAUCUGUAUUUCCUAUGCCAAUCUUGAUUUUACUUGAUUUUUAAACAUUAUUUUCAUUUGUGGAACCAAGUGUUUGUCAGUAUGCCCCAAAACUCACUUGUCAGGGCUCCCAUUUGAGGAAGUUGCUAUCCAGAAAAUGCUCAUUUAAGGCUCAAGCUUUGCAAUGAUACCCCACUCUAAUGAGGAUGUACAUUAUGUUGUCAUGAGAGAAAGAGAAACCUUCAUGUUUAACAUUUUUAAAAGAUCACUAGCUUUCCAUUUGCUGCCCAGGCCACAGCAGGGGGAUGGUGGCUGAUGUGCUUUGCAUAUGAAUGUUUAUAUUUUUAUUUGGUCAAGUUUAAUUCAUGGGAAACUCAAACGAAAAUCAAAGGGGAAGGUGGACAGUUUAAAAUGAAAGAAACUUUCCAAACAAUAUACGUGUACUCUGAAAAUAACCCAACAUUUUCUGAAUCUUAGUGUAAUUGAGCCCCGAUUGUUACCAUUAAAUAAAGUCUUUUCCCACAGUGUCUCUCUUGAGUGAAGUUCCCUUGAGUCACUUCCUGAACCCACUGGCCAGAGGUGGAAGGAGACGACACCAUGUACAGUAACAAUUCAGAAAGGCCAUGAGCCCCUGAGUGACUGGAUAUGCUUCUUGGCCUUAUGGAGGGGAAAACAGUUGUCCACCAAACUGAUGUUCUAGUUGGUUCUUAUGUUCAGACCUGUCCAGUAAUAAACAUGUGAUUUCUGUGAA
Molecule: messenger RNA, 6975 nt
Organism: Choloepus didactylus (southern two-toed sloth)
Lineage: Eukaryota; Metazoa; Chordata; Mammalia; Pilosa; Megalonychidae
Gene: ABLIM1
Product: actin binding LIM protein 1
Exons: 23
Coding region: 16-2352 (778 amino acids)
Biological process (GO): cilium assembly; cytoskeleton organization; lamellipodium assembly
Cellular component (GO): stress fiber; actin cytoskeleton
Molecular function (GO): actin filament binding
Source: RefSeq, a predicted model, not a curated record